This is a messenger RNA of Knipowitschia caucasica, 3885 nucleotides long. Lineage: Eukaryota; Metazoa; Chordata; Actinopteri; Gobiiformes; Gobiidae. The record is from the annotation of a GenBank genome assembly.
AUGGCUUUAGGGAGGAGACACUCCUUCACUCCACGGCUGAGCAGCCCUCUGAUCAGCAGGAUGAGCAGCAGUGGAUCUGUGGAGAGCAGCCGCCCUCCUAAGAUCGGCUCGGUGGUAGAAGUGACGGGGAAGGGCCAGCGCGGCACCGUGGCCUUCAUCGGCGCCACAUUUUUCGCUUCUGGGAAGUGGGUCGGAGUGAUCCUGGACGAGGCCAAAGGCAAGAACGACGGCACGGUCCAAGGAAAACGCUACUUCACCUGUGAAGAGAACCAUGGCAUUUUUGUCCGCCAGUCACAGAUCCAGGUGGUGGAUGACGGCUCAGCUGCUACUUCUCCAGAUACGUCUGAGUCCAGCUCCUCCAAGCUCCCGCGACAGAGAGCAGACAAAGAGAUUCCAGAGACUCCCAGAACGAGCAAACAGACCCCUGCAGGCAUUAAGAAGCCCUCCUCUACCUCUGCCCGCCGCUCCGUCAAGCUGAGCACCCCUCGCCUGGUCCCUGCCUCCUCCCUGCCCUCCCUCCUGCGUCCCCCAGGGCGCUCAAGCCUCUCCAGGACGGCGUCCCGGGAGAGUCUGUCCUCGUCCCACUCAGACAUUAGCGAGGCGGCUCAGACAGCUCCAGCCACACCUACCCCAGCCACUCCUGCCCCAACCACACCUGCCCAGGUGUCUGUGACCGCCACUCCCAGCAAGGUGGAGCUGGUCCAGUCCGUUCAGGAGGAGGAGAGUUUGCGUUCUCAAGUGAAGGACCUGGAGGAAAAGUUGGAGACUCUCAAGAUGAAGCGAAACGAGGACAAAAUGAAACUGAAGGAACUGGAAAAACACAAGAUCCAACUGGAGCAGCUGCAAGAGUGGAGGAGCAAGAUUCAGGAGCAGCAGACGGACCUACAGAGGCAGCUGAAGGAGGCCAAGAGGGAGGCCCGUGAAGCGCAGGAGGCCAAGGACCGUUACAUGGAGGAGAUGUCCGACACGGCGGACGCUAUCGAGAUGGCGACUCUGGACAAGGAGAUGGCAGAAGAGCGAGCAGAGUCCCUGCAGGUGGAAGUGGACUCCCUGAAGGAGAAGGUGGAGGAGCUGUCCAUGGACCUGGAGAUCUUGCGCCACGAGAUCUCCGAGAAGGGGUCUGAUGGAGCUGCAUCCAGUUAUCACGUCAAACAGCUGGAGGAGCAGAACGCCCGUCUGAAGGAGGCGCUGGUCAGGAUGAGAGACCUGUCGGCCUCAGAGAAGCAGGAGCACCUGAAGCUGCAGAAACAGACAGAGAAGAAGAACAAUGAGCUGGAGACACUCAGGGCCCAGAAGGACAAGCUGUCAGAGGAGCUGAGGCAAGCGGAGGCCACCACCGAGGAGCUGAAGGAGCAGGUGGAUGCGGCCCUGGGCUCAGAGGAGAUGGUGGAGACUCUGACUGAGAGGAACCUGGACCUGGAGGAGAAGGUCCGAGAGCUGAGGGAGACGGUCACUGACCUGGAGGCCAUCAACGAGAUGAAUGACGAGCUGCAAGAGAACGGCCGUGAGACGGAGAUGGAGCUGAGGGAGCAGGUGGACCUGAGCGUGGCCAAGGUCCGAGAGGCCGAGAAGAGAGUGGAGGCAGCUCAGGAAACUGUGGCGGACUAUCAACAGACCAUCAACAAGUACAGGGAGCUGACAGCACAGCUGCAGGAGGCGAACCGUGAGUUGGUCUCUCAGCAGAACACCAACGUGGAGCUGGUGCAGCAGACGCCUGCAGAACUCUUUGACUUCAAGAUCAAGUUUGCGGAAACCAAAGCGUACGCAAAGGCCAUAGAGAUGGAGCUGAGGAAGAUGGAGGUGUCUCAGCUGAACCUGCAGGUGGCGCUGCUGUCCUCCUUUAUGCCUGACUCCUUUGUGCGACACGGAGGAGACCACGACUGUGUCCUGGUGCUCCUGCUGAUCCCCCGCCUCAUCUGCAAGGCGGAGCUGAUCAGUAAACAGGCUCAGGAGAAGUUUGAUCUGAACCACACGCUGGUGCCGGGCCCCCAGCUCAGGGGCCCCUCAGGAGAACAGCGCAGCUUUGCAUCAGGCCUCGUCUACUCUCUGAGUCUGCUCCAGGCCUCUCUGCACCGAUACCAGCAGGCCCUGGGCUGCUGCUCUGUGGACGUGUUCAAACGAAUGGGGACUCUGUUUUCUGAGAUGAGUUUUCAUGAACGUUCUCUGGAUCUGUUCAUCGACCUCCUGCACCGAGACCAGCUGGACGAGACUGUGCAGGUGGAGCCGCUCACCAGGACCAUCAAGUACUACCAGCAACUGUACAGUGUUCAUCUGUCGGAGAUCAGUGAGGACUGUACCCAGGAACUGAAGGACCACAUCCAGGUCACCGUGCUGGCCCUGGACUGCAUGGCUGUAGAGGUGUGUCGCCUCAGAGCCUUCCUCUCUGUGGGGCAGGAGAGCUCAGGGCUCAGUGUCCUCCUCAAGGACCUGGACACCUCCUGCUCCGACAUCAGACAGUUCUGUAAGAAGAUCCGCCGACGGAUGCCAGGGGCCGACGUCCCAGGGGCCCCAGCUGCACUGUGCUAUGGACCACAGGUCUCUGACAGUCUGAGCGAGUGCAGGAGGCAGCUGAGUCGGGUCCUGGUUGUGCUGCAGGAGGUGGCUGCAGCAGGAGCUCAGGUCAUUGCUCCUCUGCCGGAGAACGAGGGUCUGAGUGCCCUCAAGCUGGAGGACUUCCUCAUCAAAGCAGUGGAGCAGGUGUACGGCUCCCAGGAGCUGAGGCCCAGUGAUAGUCUGCAGCAGUCCUGCACCGCUGUCAUCGCCGCCAUGAACAAGAUGGCCACCGCCAUGCAGGAGGGCGAGUACGACGCUGACCGCCCCAUUGCUCCGACCCCCCCGGUGCAGCUCCGUGCUAAUGCAGUGAGAGCAGAGAUGACUGAUGCUGAGGGUCUGGGGCUGAAGCUGGAGGACAGAGAAACCGUCAUCAAGGAGCUCAAGAAGUCCCUCAAGAUCAAGGGGGAGGAGCUGAGUGAGGCCAGUGUCCGUCUCAGUUUGUUGGAGAAGAAGUUGGACACUUCCACCAGAGACGCAGACGACAGAGUGGAGAAGAUCCAGACCAGACUGGACGACCACAUGGUCCUGCUCAAGAAGAAGGAGAAAGAGUUUGAGGAGACCAUGGACGCGCUGCAAGCCGACAUAGACCAGCUGGAGGCCGAGAAGACGGAGCUGAAGCAGCGCAUCAACAGCCAAUCAAAGGUCACCAUCGAGGGCCUGAGAGCCGCGCCCAACGCAGGGAUCGCCUCCAUGGUCCAGGGAGCCUCCUCUGGUCUCCCCCCAGGCGUGGCUGGGCCCCUGCAGGUGGUGGACUCCCCUCUCCUCCGGCAGCAGGUGGAGGUCCAGAGACUCUGCAUCAAACACCUCAAGAACGAGAGCCACAGACUCAAGGCUGAGAAGAUGAGGGCUCAGCUGGCCUCCCUCCCCCCCCUGGUGCCCGCCAAGCUCCCUCAGACGACCUCCGACCCCUCCACGCCUCCAGGGGGCGUCAACACGGGCAUCUAUAGACGCACAGACCAGCUGCUCGCCACGCUGCUUAAGCUGAGCGCAGAGAUGAAGGUGGUGGAUGUGACCGGCAAGAGCUCAGUGAGUCCUGGUGCUCAGCUCCUGGAGCAGACCGCUCGGCUGCAGAACCUCAGCGACGCCCUGGACAAGCUCAGGGGCGAGGUGUCGGAGCAUGUGGUGUCUCAGCGUCCAGGAGCCAGAGCGGCCUCAGACUUCGCCACGUUCCCUCGCUCCACGUUUGUGAAGGCCAAAGAGGAGAAGCAGCAGGAGGGCACAGUGCUGCUGGGUCGGGUCCUGAUCCCCUGCUCAAGAGGACAGGAGCAGGUUCACAGGGUCGUCCUGAGCCAGGGACAGCAGAGACAGGUGCACUGUCUGCUCAGCGCCUGA